UAAAUCUUGUGGGGUUACUGUAAUUAGCUAGCUUUAUUGUUGGUCUUAGAAACACUCGCAGCUACAUUCCAAACAAACAGAUUUGGUUUUAAUUUAUCAUUUUCUCCAUCUCAUGAUCAAUCAUACUCCUACAAAACUUAUCUUGCAGCCAUGCAUGGAAUUGGAAAGCUACUAGCAAUCUCAAUAAUUGUGUUGGUGAUGGCUGAAAGAUCCAGUAGAGCAGGAGACACGCUUGCACGACGGGAAUAUCUUACCGGAAACCAGAUGUUAACCUCAAACAAAGGAACCUUCCAACUGGGCUUCUUCGAAACUUCUAAAGGCACAGGCAGAUUCUAUCUCAGCAUUCGUCACACCAAGUUAGAAGGCCAGCCUCUUGUCUGGGUCGCAAACCGAGAUAAACCGUUGCCCGACGCCACCGCCUCCAUUCUACGAAUAGCCACAAACGGAAAUCUUGAGCUUUUUAACGGCCCUGCUCUCUUUUGGAACAUAUCCUUGUCCACGUUGGCCGAAAGCGCGGUGCUCCGCGAGAACGGAAAUCUGAUCGUCAGAGACGGAGGGGCGGGUGUGGUUUGGCAAAGCUUCGACCACCCUACGCAUACGUGGCUUCCCGGAGCUACCCUUGGAUUUGACAAGAAGACCGGCACCGCGCGCCGGCUCGUUUCGUGGAAGAGCAACGAGGACCCUUCGCCGGGGGAGUUUGCGGUGGAGAUAACGCCGGAAUCCAAGAUGGUGUUGAAGUGGAAAGAAACGGCGGUGUAUUUCGAGAGUGAAAGCGAAGGUUCCGGCAAUAAUCAGUUCGGUUUUGAUGCUCAACUAUUGAACUCCCUCUCCAUCAGGUUUGAAAUGGAGAAGCAAAGUUCGUAUGUGACGCUUGAGAACACUGAGGUGAUAAUGAGUGGUAAUAGUUCCAGCCUUGUUUUCGUGAUGCUGGUGAUGCAAGAUCGCGAUGGGAGGUUGAAGAGGGUGCCAUCGAGGGGUGUAAGCGGCGGUGGAGUAUGGGCUGAUCCGUCGGCCCUGCCAUGGGAGGACUUCUGUGGGGCAUACGGGCUGCUGCAGCUCAAUAAUAGUUGCACGUGCCUGUUCGGGUUCCUGCCAUCGUCGUCUCCCAACCCCAUGGGCAAGAGCUGUUAUAGAUCUACCUCUAUAUCAGAUUGUAAUGGGAAAAUAGUCAAGGAGGGUUUUAAUGAGGUUUCGAGUAUCAAGUGGCCUAAUCAGCCUAAAAUAGUAACAGUAAGAGAUGGUGGUGGUGAUAACGAGUGUAAGGCGGCCUGCCAGCAGAGCUGCUUGUGCACGGCCUAUGCUUUUAAUGGGAGCGAAUGUUUCAUGUGGGAAGGAGAUUUGUAUGGUAUACGAACCAACAUUGCAGAGGAUCAGAAGCUGCACGUUAAGCUUGCCUCUUCUGCUCUCCCGGAUACUGGAAGUAAAAGCAAGACUUUGGAGGUGGUUAUUGCAGUUGUGGUUCCGGUUUUGGUGAUUGUUUCCGGUGGAUUUCUGGGCUUUUUUUACAAUAGGAGGAACAAACACAACAAAGACAACAAAGAGCCAGGUGAUGAUCUAUUGUCCUUCGAUUUUGAGGUUAGUAUCAACGCAACUAACGAUGGAACAACUUUGAGGAAUAUGGAAUUCGAUCUGCCCAUGUUUAGCUACUCAAGUGUUUCUGCUGCAACAAACAACUUUUCACCACAAAAUAAGCUCGGAGAGGGAGGCUUCGGCCCAGUGUACAAGGGCGAACUACUAAAUGGAGAAAGAAUAGCGCUAAAGAGGCUAUCCCAAAAAUCUGGACAAGGUUUCGAAGAAUUCAGAAAUGAAAUCAUACUGAUUGCAAAACUGCAGCAUCGGAAUCUUGUACGCAUCUUAGGCUGCUGUAUUGACCCUGUUGAGAGCAUUCUAAUCUACGAGUACAUGCCUAAUAAGAGUCUAGACAUGUUCCUUUUUGGAUCAGAGAAACAAGAAAUGCUAGACUGGAAAACACGUACACGUAUUGUUGAGGGGAUUGCUCAAGGGCUUCUCUACCUCCAUGAAUACUCGAGGGUGCGCAUAAUCCACAGAGAUCUCAAGGCGAGCAACAUUCUUCUUGACGAUGAGAUGAACCCCAAGAUAUCGGACUUUGGGCUGGCGCGUAUCUUAGGAGGGACUGAUUCGCAGGCUCACACCAAUAGAGUCGUUGGAACAUUUGGCUACAUUGCUCCUGAAUAUGCAAUGGAAGGCUUAUUUUCCAUAAAGUCUGAUGUGUACAGCUUUGGAGUAUUGGUUCUUGAGAUCAUAAGUGGCAGGAAGAACACUGGCUUCUACAAAACUGACUCUAUCAGUCUUCCUGGACAUGCAUGGGAACUGUGGAUUUCAGGCAGAGGAGUGGAACUGGUGGAUGAAAAGGCGGGAUCUCUGGCAGCUUCGACAGCGUUGAGGUACAUAAAUGUGGGACUUUUGUGUGUGCAAGAAAAUCCCAAAGACAGACCAAACAUGUCUAGUGUGGUGUCCAUGCUUAGCAGUGAGAUUGCAGCUCUUCCACCACCUAAGAAACCUGCUUUUUCAACUACAAGUUUGGUCAGCUCAUCUUCAUCACAGACUAAAAGUGCAGGAGACCCUUAUUUUUCUGGAAAUCACUUAAGUAAUUCAGAUAUUGUGCCCAGAUGAUGAUGAUAUUUGCUACUUCAAAAGAAAUAUUCCUAUACUACUAUUUUUCAGUCUAUAUAUAGAAUUAUGUUUGGUUUAAA
This is a messenger RNA of Salvia splendens (bonfire salvia), 2714 nucleotides long. Its product is annotated as G-type lectin S-receptor-like serine/threonine-protein kinase At4g27290. The record is from RefSeq and is a predicted model, not a curated record. Gene Ontology annotation, biological process: protein phosphorylation. NCBI's taxonomy places the organism in Eukaryota, Viridiplantae, Streptophyta, Magnoliopsida, Lamiales, Lamiaceae. Gene Ontology annotation, cellular component: plasma membrane. The transcript is spliced from 8 exons. Gene Ontology annotation, molecular function: ATP binding; protein serine/threonine kinase activity. Bases 151 to 2634 code for a protein of 827 amino acids.